UGAAGGGAGGUGGUUCGCUGUUUGUGUUACAGUGUUCCCAGUAGUUCUUCACGCAGGGGCUACCUCUCUCUGCUCUCCUUCAACUACAAUGGCAGAGAGGAGGUUCACUCGUGGAUUAACUAAGCUAGGAACAGCAGCUCAGCUGAGAGAAAAUGUUUCUCAAGCUGUGAAAGCAACAGCAAUUCAGCAAGCUAAAUCCCGCUUGGUGGAGCCCUUGGAUUUUGAAGACUACAUUGACAAGAACAAGGUUCUCCUCAGUAAUGAUCCUGUGCGUGAGGUGCUGCUCAUCCCUCAUGAUGCAGUGCAAUACACAACAAUUGCAAGGGAGCAGCGCACAUUGCACUGCCUUGCGUCGGUGGUGCAGUCUGGGGAGGUACAAAGUCCCUUGGUGCGCCAGUGUCUGCACACAUAUUGUUCACCGCACUCAGUUGUCACAUACAAGGACGGCGCGUAUGCUGGGUCUUACUUUCAACUCCCAAGAUUGCCAAAGCUGGAGGAUUUGAAAGAACAAGUCUAUGAAGUGGACACGGACAUUGAACAAGGAGACAUGACUGUGCUCAACACGGGGGAAAACAUUCUCAAGAAAGGGUAUCUACUCAAAGGGCCAGAUUCUGCUAACGAGAAACUCUUCAGUAAUUUUUCAGCCAAGACAUUCAAACGGCGCUUUGCCUGCUUACGGCAGGAGGUGGACGGCACUUAUCUGUUGGAGUUUCACAAAGAUGAGAGACGCCAUGACUCUAAGGGCACAAUCGUCCUAGACUUCUGCACUGCCGUCAAUAAGAACCCUGCUCGCGGAGCUUGUUGCUUCGAGCUGCAGCUGUCAGCAGCAGGUGGUGGAGGUGUGAGCGUUCUGUCAGCUGAAAGCCAUGCUGACAUGGAGGACUGGACUGACAAGCUCACGCGCGUCUUGCACGCUGACAAGGCCAAUGAGCUCACUCCUGACAGAACCAGGGAAAAAGUGAGUCCAUCAUCUGGAGUGGCGACGCCGCUGUCAUCGGCAGCAAGCAUAAGCAACGGUCAGUACGGAACACUGCGCAGCCUGCAGCACAGCCUCAGCCCUCACCUCGCUAAGCUCGCCAACGAGAACUCCUACAGCCGUCAGCAGGGCAGGCAGCUCGCUCGCUCCAACCUCUUCAAUUGCUGCCCAGAUAUCAAACGUGGAGAGGACCUGUCCUACUCCCCCAUGGAGUGCUGGGACGAGUCUGGGGUGAGCCUCCCUGCGGAGUUCGGUACUGCGGGGGUGAGGGUGCGCGCCGCCUGUGAGAGCCUCAAGUUCCGCCUGCAGGCGCCUGUUGAUGCUUCCAUAGACGGCCCCAUGUCGCAGUUGGAACCUUACAUCACGCACCUGGCCCUCUACAACGUUGCAACUGGCAGCAAAAUUUCUGAAGACUUUUACUUCGACUUGAACUCCCCCAUGGCGCGGAGUUUACUGCAGGGGGGAACUCCGGGUCUUGGUAGCGGGUGUGGGAGACUUCGUUUGGAUUCUGGAGGACCUCGCAGCAGAGGAGGAGGCGCUGAAGGAGAGGUCGGCAGUAGCAACUGCCCCGUUACCGUUCCCCUCAACCUAGCGGGGGUUCCAGAGGAAUGGCUUGCGUAUCCCAAACAGUGCGUGUUCAGCUGCACUCGUCCGUCCCCAAACGUGUUUCUGGUGGUGGUGAUUCAGAAGGUCCUUCAAGGCGGCGUGUCUUCUGUGGUCGAGCCUUACCUUAAACACCACCAGGACCCUAAAGCCCUCGCUCGGCUCCAAAAGACCAUCAAAACUUGUUGCUCGAGGCUGAGUCAGUAUCGCAUGCCCCUGGGGUGGGCAGCGCGGCAGCUCUUCACCGCAGACGGAAAGCUCGAUCCCAAUACCGACUUCUCUCCCAUCUAUAAGUUUGAUGAGAAGAAGACGAGCGAGUCUGAAAUGAUCAAGCUACUUAAUGACCUCAAGAAGGCUGACAAGCUCAAUAAAUUCACCGUCAUCCCUGGCAGCUUGAGCAUUAAACUUAGCUUGAUGGAAGUCACCACACCAAACUCUUUGACGCCUUCACUGGAACCCGUGGUGCCUUUCCCGAACCCUCCUACCCACGAACCGACCAUCGAAGUGCAGGAGUUUCCCUCAGACCAGCUGGAGGACGCUCAGCCCUACUGGUCCUACGUGAACCACCUGUACGUGUACCCCCGCCACCUCAACUACGAGAACCAGAAAAUAUUCGGCCGAGCUAGAAAUUUGGUUUGCGUCGUCGAGCUGCGCGAUUCUGACGCAGAAGGUGCCGUGCCCCUGCGGGUGGUGUACUCGAGGCCGUGCCAGGGCGGUGGUGCUGUGGGCACCCUCACCACCUCCGCCACCACAGUCGUCCUGCACCAUAACUCCUUCCCGGAGUGGGGAGACGAGAUCAAGUUGGCGCUGCCCCACAACCUCACGAGCAACCACCACUUGCUGUUCACCUUCUGCCACCUGGCGAUCGAGGGCGCCAAGGCUGGCAAGAAGGACGAGCCUGUAGAAGUCGUCGGCUAUGCCUGGUCGCCUCUUUUGUUCAAGGGCAGACUCAACACUGAGGACCAGACGCUCCCUGUUGCUGCUCAUUUACCCGCCAAGUAUUUGUCUGUUGAGCCCUUCGGUCUGGACAAAGGGUUUGCCGGUCCUGAGGUGCGGUGGGUGGACAGUCAGAAGAACGUGUUCCGAUAUCGCAGUCGCCUGCUGUCUUCUGUCCUGACCAACGACCAGCACCUGCACAACUUCUUCCAGACAACCUCAGCUCUGCUCACGCCUCCCCAGACUCCUACCACGUCUUCAGGCAGCUCUUCAUCCAAUCCUUUUGCCAACGCCUUCAGCGGUGCCCUCAACAACGGGACGCCCCAUCCCCCUGGGGGACUUGAGAAUGGACUCAGCGACUCCGUGUCUGGCGCAUAUCGCAAGCGCACAGACUCAGGCUCCGAAGCUGCCAGCCUACACAGCGAAGAAAAGAGCUUCAGAUAUUCCAGGAAUACUUCUGGUUCUAAUGUUCCCAACGCCGAAACUCUUAGCGCAAUAUCUGGAAUAUCCGCAAUUUCUGCCAUCUCCCCUGCCAUAUCCACGCCCAAGUCAAGCAGGAGCUCUUCUGUCUCGACGCUCGUUGGCUCAGGCUCUGUCAAGACGGGGCCUUCAGAAGCUGAGACUGUCAGGAAUGUCAAGGCGCUGCUGGGUCUGGACACGGACACGUUCAUCAGGUUCCUGCCAAGUGUGCUAGACCGUCUGUUGCUGGUGAUGAUGGCUGGUGGUGGUGAGGUGGGCUGCAGCGUCGUCACCACGCUCGUCGAGCUGCUCACUCGUCUCCACAACGCCAACAGACUCGACCUUGUGCACACUUACAUCAAGUACCAAGUAAGCGUGGAGCAGCGCAGUCGUGCGGCGCCCCCCGCGGGCCAGGGAGGCUGCAGCCUGCACGAGGCCCUCGCCCGCGCCCUGGCCACGGUGCUGCGCCCUCCCGUCACCGACCAAAGUGUGUGCGACGCAUCGCUGCAGCAGACGCCGUUGCUGCUCCCUCUGCUGCUGCGCGCCAUGGCGACGUCUCUUCUCACCUCCAACAGAAUCAAGAAGGAUCGUCGUGAACGGUUCAGCUCGUCGUUUAACUCUUGGGUGCGGAGCUUAGUAGAGUCAGUGACUCAUCACAUCACCCAGCAGAGCAAACAACCGCACGCUCGCACUGCCAACACCGCACUCGCGCUCUUCAUUAAACGCAUGCUGACCCUGAUGGACCGCGGGUUCGUGUUCAGCCUCGUGAAGGUUUACCUGGAGGCGUUCAGCCCCGGCGACCGCGUGGGUCUGCAGCUCAUGAAGCUGUCGUUCCUGCGCAUCGUGUCCGCGCACCCCCACUACGUGCAGCUCAACCUGCCCAUCUUUGACACCGCCCACCUUGCCAAGGAGGCCAAACUUAGGCUUACUCCUGAAGAGUACCGCUUGACUCAGUGGUUUGUGAGCCGUCACUACCUGGUGGGUGUGGUGGUGGGUGCCGUGGUGGGCUGUCUUGGUGAAGUGGGGGAGGUGCAGCGCGCAGGUGUUGCUCUUCUCAGGGACCUCCUUGCCAAGCACUCCAUGGACGACCGCUACAUGCAAGAGAACCAACAGGGCCGGAUCGCUUGCCUAUAUUUGCCCAUCGUGGGCGUCUUGCUAGACAACAUCAACAGACUGACGUGGCCCAGCAGCCGCCCUCUGCACCAGACGCCUGCCGCGCCCUUGGGGCCACGCGCCCCUACGCCAGAGACCAACGCCAUCAGGAAGACCGAGGCUCGCAGCAGCACCAGAAGCAAGAACAACCGGGUGACGUACGCCAGCAGCGUGGACGGUGGGACGACGCCCGUCGCCCAGACGCCAUCGCGCGGCACCUCCUUACGCCUUGACAUGACGACGCCCUCGACCCCUCACGCCCCUCGCACCACUCACGCCCUCUCCUCCCAGAACAGCAUCAACUCCUACGCCUCAAAUCAGCUCUCCUUCAUCUCACACACGCCAUCAGCCGCGUCACAUCACAGCGAGGCCUCCUACCUCUCCCUCAUCGCGGGGCCUGGGGGCUUUGGGAUUGCUCCUGGUGGGGGGUUCUUCUUAGGACGUCCUGGUGGUGUGGGGGAGCUUUUCUCAAGAGGGGGUACCGCCCUUUUGCUAAGUCCUGGCCGGUCGUCCACCAGCCUGGAGAGCGAGGACGUACCUCCUUCCGUGACGGCGUCUGAGACGACACUGGAGGAAGACAGCGAGGACAAGGACGACAGGGAGUCCAAAACUCAUUCGAGGCAGCUGAGCGUGUCAUUCGCUGGCGAGUGCAGCGGCGUUAAUGGCGAGUUUAGUGAAGUGAAGCGCUACGACAAACUCAGACCCACGCCAGAGCUGCUGCUGUGCCUCCUGCAGGUGCUGAGGCAUGUCCCCCAGCAGCACAUGGUGGGCUACUGGACCACACUCAGCAACGAGGCGCUCCUAGACUUCCUCACGCUUCUGCACCUGUGUUUGGAGCACUUCCGCUACGCCGGUAAGCGUGCAGCGCUACGGCAGCUGCCCGGCAGCCAACUGCAGCAGGCGCAGCGCGGCAGCGCCUCCAGAAAGUCUUCCACGCUCCCAGCCAAGCUCCAGCCCCCCUUCAGCAGCAUGGCGCCUGGCAGCACCGACACAUAUCCUGGUCCCUCAUCUUCUUGCCUGACGACGAGCAGCUCAAGUGGCAGCAACAGUAGCGGGUUUGCGUGGCAGCGGUCACUGCAAGACGCUAAUCUUGCCACCCAAGUGGGCCUCGUGGUGCUGGACACACUCAGCACACUCAUGACCCACUGCACUGAGAGGCUUGUAGAGCCCGCCAGCGAGGCGCUGCUUAAUAAGACAGUCGGGCUACACCUGAUAAUGCUGCAACUCGGCCAGUCCGAGACGCUGCAGAAGCACAUCUUCGCUGCCCUGCGCGGCUACAUUGAGACCUUCCCAGACACGCUUUUCCAAGGCGAUGCAAGCGUAUGUGGUUGGCUGUGCUUCGAGCUGCUCAAGAGCUGCAACAGCAAACUGAGCAGCGUGCGGCAGGAGAGCAGCGCUGUGCUCUACCUGCUCAUGCGCGCCAAUUACUUGCAUUGCCAGCACGCCGGCAUCAACAGAGUCCAUCUGCAGGUGAUCAUCUCAGUAUCUCAGCUGCUGGGCGAAGCGAUGGGUCUGAACAACGCCCGCUUCCAGGAGAGCAUGGCGCUCAUCAAUAACUAUGCCAACACAGACAAAGCCAUGCAAAAUACCGGUUUGAUGACCGAAGUACGCGACCUGACUACGCGGGUGCGCACUGUGCUUGUGGCCACGGCGCAGAUGGCGCACCACAGCAACGAUCCUGAGAUGCUGUGUUCCCUGCAGCACUCGCUGGCAGCCUCGUACGCCGCGACGCCACAGCUACGCAUCACGUGGCUUCAUGCCAUGGCCAGGCUGCACCUGCAGCACCGCUGCAUCUCAGAGGCCGCAAUGUGUGAGGUGCACAUCGCGGCGGUGAUGGCGGAGUACCUGAAGGGUGAGAAGCUGUACAGUGAAGGCUGUGCCCCCUUCAACAUCAUUAGCCCCAACAUCCUCAAGGACGAGAACAACACACGUACCGAUCACGCAGCUUUUCUGGCCAACGAGUGGCUGGGAGGCCAAACAGACACCGUGUUCACGCUGGACUCCCUCAUCACGCAACUAGAGUGCUGUGCUCUCAUGCUUGACAAAGCUGAGCGAUAUGAACAGCUCGGAAAUUUGUAUCGCAUCCUGGUGCCAAUAUACGAAGAGCGUCGCAACUACUCAGCUCUGGUGCACUGCUACUCGCACCUCUACCAAGCCUACACACGCGUAGUUGAAGUCAACAACUCGCGCAAGCGCCUCCUGGGCACUUACUUUAGGGUGGCUUUUUAUGGAGUGCUGCACUUCGAAGACGAGGCUGGUAAAGAGUAUAUCUACAAAGAGCCUAAAGUAACCUCCCUGGCCGAGGUAUCCGAACGUCUUUACCAACAGUACUGCGACAAAUUCGGCAAAGAAAACGUCAAGAUGAUCAUGGACUCGAACGCAGUGGACUUGGAAGAGCUUGAUCCUCGUCUUGCUUACGUGCAAGUAACGCAUGUCGUGCCUUAUUUCAACGAUGAGGAGAAUCUCCAAAGACAAACUGAGUAUGAGCGCAACAACAACAUAAAUCAAUUUGUUUUUGAGACGCCUUUCACGCGUCCUUCUGAAGACGAGGAACUCGACACGAACAGCUUGUCCAGCGGUUCCGAUGUACGAACUAAGACAAAGCCCAAAGCUCAUGGACGUUUGCAAGAUCAGUGGAAGAGGCGGGUCAUCGUAACGACCAGUUAUUGCUUCCCUUACGUCCAGAAACGCAUCCCAAUCAUCGACUGCAAAGUGCGUGAAAUGUCGCCUAUUGAAGUUGCCAUUGACGAAAUGCAGGGACGAGUGAAGGAACUAAACGACGUCAUCAAUAAGAAACCCACUGACAUCAAGAAACUACAGUUGAAACUGCAAGGCAGCAUAAGUGUUCAAGUUAAUGCUGGACCUCUAGCUUACGCCACCACCUUCCUCCAGGAUGUUCUGAUCCCUUCUCACUCCCCCACCCCAUCUACCACUGCCAUGGACUCCGUAUCAAUGGCUUCAGAGGGCACAGCGUAUCCUGUGAACCAAGUCUCGCGUCUCAGAGAGCUCUACAGGCAAUUCAUGGUGACGUGUAAGGUGGCGUUGGAGUUGAAUGCUCAGCUCAUAGGCCCAGACCAGAGCGAAUAUCAGAUGGCGUUGGAGGCGACAUAUGGCGAGCUUCAGAGCGCUCUGGAGGCCGUGUUGGGGACGGAGGGCGGGGCGUUGCUGCACUCCGACCACAGGAAUAACCGCACGAGCCAAGUGAGCUGCGCCAGCCACCCUGGCGGCGCCUACUUCAGCCUCUUGGGAGGCUAUGGCGGCUCAAGCAUGGAGUGCUGAGAGUCCACAACGGCAAUGACGAUUAUCUCAGUUUCAAGGGCUUCAUUGCUCUAUGAACUAAGUUAAUUUUUUUGCGUCUUCACCAUGCGUUUUCAGCGUAUUGCAGCUAUAAUAUUUUAGUACUCUAAAUAUGAAAAUACUCAGUGCCGUAAGGCCAGUUUUUAUCCAGUAACUUAUUGUUUAAAAUUCCUUUCAUCACCGCCAUUGGCCACAGAAAAAUCACGAAAAUAUUAAAUAUUGGAGAAUUGUCCGCAAGUUAACCAAAAUUAACCAGUACUGGACGGUUUGCAUUUCUCAUCUGGGAAGCGACGAAUCGGCAGGAAAAAUAAUUGAUCGCUUUUCUGUGUGCGUUGUUUUAUCUUCGUGACAAAUGACGAUGGCACGACUAAAUUUCGCAUAUUUUAAAACGUCGGUGAAGUUCCGGAUGACAGCUAAAGUACAACUUGUCUGUGCAACUUCUUGUACAAAUUGUUUAUUUUUUAGCCAAAGAAAUGCGAAGCGUGUUUUUUAUUUCUACACUAAUAAAUUUUUUUACGUGACAUUUCUUAAAUGGCAACGAUUUUAGUUCGUAAUUUAAUAUCUAUAUCGAUUAACAUGGUCGACUUCAAUACUCACUUUGUUAGAAUGUCUAAUUGGGCCUAAUGGGUUCUAAUGCAAUUCUAAUAAUAAUUAUUAUGACUUACUUUAUAUGAUAACUUAAUUUCUUUUUGUACUAACGCACGUUCUCGUUUUUUGCUGUGAAGCGUUAAUAUAGUUCCUAAUGCCAAUUCUUACUUAGCACGUGUUCUUUUUUGCGUCUUGAAUUUAAUGGCAGCUUAGAGUAUCAGUAUGAAGCUUUUACCGUUAUUGACUCGUCUUACGAUCUUGAUUUGUAAGGUGUACAAGUUAGCUGCUAUUUACGAGAUGUAUGAUCUUCCUAUGAAUCAUUCCUUCGCAACAAUACGUGAAAGAUAAUAAGUAUGACCUUAUUCGUCACGCUAUAUGGAAUUUAGAUAGCCUAAUAAUAGCUUUUAAUAAAAUGAGUAUUAUGAAUGAAUCUCAGCGACGUUUGUCAUGAAUUAGCGAUUAAAUGUUCGAAUUAUUACUGGAAUAGGAAGUACGAUUUCAAUUUGCCGUGUCUUGUGUCAGCCGCAGUAGUAAACCUAUGCACAAAUUGUUCAACUAAGUUGAACACAUGCUCCGUGCAAUACAGGCAACAAUGUGUCUUAAUUACUAUCUAAAAUUCUAUAUCACGAAUGUUGUGGGGACAAAUUAUUAUCUUACGUAGGUUAGUACAUAAUUUCAAGUUUUUCGUUUUAACGGUGCAUAUUCAGUUUUAGUCGAUAAACUGCCGUUGUGAUCCACCAAUGAAGGAUCUACUGUAGUGUCAUAAUAUUUCUGCAACAAACAGUACGUACCAUGGCGUCUCGGAUAGGCAUUAUGUACGGGCUGACAUUUAAGCCUGAACAAAUUUCACAUUUUCCAGGCCCCUUUUCGUGUACGCUUUUCUAACUCUAACGCGUGGAAUAUCUUGAAUGUUGAUAAUUUUUUAAGAGCAAUACAUUGUGACUUCAGGACAGCAACAUGUCAGACAUAACAGUACUUGCAGAAAUUCUCUUUAGCGAAUUUAGUUUAAACCAUACCUGUGCCAUUCUAACAUAGUAUGAACUGACGUGCGACAAUAUGUAUUCAUGUUUCCACGUAACCCAUGACAUUGUUUAUAUCAAUCCUAAUCCAUAGGUAAUGUCAAUCUUUUCAAUGUGAAAUUAUGUCUGUCUAGAAAAUGAGCGAUAUAAUCCUUUUUCAUCUUUAGACGCUAGCGAAGAACCAUUCAGUACUCUCAGCGUACCAUUCAAUUGUGUUGACAUGAGCAGGUUCAAUAAAAAUCGUUCUGGA
Messenger RNA from Hyalella azteca, 9280 nucleotides. It is a transcript of the gene Ziz, whose product is annotated as dedicator of cytokinesis protein 9. Gene Ontology annotation, molecular function: guanyl-nucleotide exchange factor activity. Bases 89 to 7405 code for a protein of 2438 amino acids. The transcript has 36 exons. The record is from RefSeq and is a predicted model, not a curated record. Lineage: Eukaryota; Metazoa; Arthropoda; Malacostraca; Amphipoda; Hyalellidae. Gene Ontology annotation, biological process: positive regulation of GTPase activity; small GTPase-mediated signal transduction.